Amoebophrya sp. A25 is the source of this 984-nucleotide messenger RNA. The record is from the annotation of a GenBank genome assembly. NCBI's taxonomy places the organism in Eukaryota, Dinophyceae, Syndiniales, Amoebophryaceae.
AAGGAUUAUUACAUGCUUUUGAGUGUGCAUUUUUUAGGCUGACUUUGUCCUUACAAUUUCUUGUGCUUGCUGACUUUAUUUCACAUUCACUUGUUUCAGGUAAUAGACUGGUUCUGUUACUAGAAACGACUAACGACUACAUUGAUUCUUUCUAUCCUUCACUUGUUCAUUCUUGUUACAACUACCUUUGCUUACGUGAGUAAUAUCAAGGCGAAUUACGACUCUCGUGCGUUUCGUUAUUUCUUUCAUCUUCAUCAAUCACAAAAAUGGGCGGCGGCAACAAAGGGAAAGGCAAGCGCGAAAGCGCUGUGUUUGAGGUCGACAAGUACCUCAAUCAGAUGGUCCAUGUGAAAUUUACUGGCGGAAGAGAAGGUACAACUACUUGUGAAGAUUAAGUAAAAGUAUUUGCUUUGCAAAAAUUAGAAGACGUGAAGGUGAAACUGAAAGAACAUGAAAAACUUUCUUCAUUCUGAGACAACUUCUAAGACAAAUCCCUCCCGUCAUCCUCCACCCAUCUACUGACCCUUCCACCCUCUUACAGUGCGCGGUCUCUUGAAAGGGUUCGAUCCGGUUGUGAACCUAGUCCUCGAUGAUGCUGAAGAAUUCAGAAGGGAUCCAACCGACCCAACCAAAACUUUGGAUAGCACUAGACCAUUAGGCCUGAUCGUUUGUCGUGGACCGUCAGUAACAUUGCUUACACCAGUACCGACACCAGUUUCACCCGAUGAAAUUGAAGCGGCGACCACUGCGAAAGCGUAGAACAAGCUAUAAUUAUUGUUGAUCAUGAGAAACCCUAAUCAAUAUCUUCAACGUCAACCCCUCCAACUCGUCGAAAGGCAUCUAUACCCGUGCGCCCCCACGGAGCGAUCACUGUAUUUCUGAACAAGUGAAAAUUUCCUUUUCCUAGAAACUCCAAAAUGCUUUCUUGGUGAUUGCAUGAAAAGCAAGAGCCAUGCUUCCAUUUGAAGUCUGGCACCCAUAGGC